GUUAAAAUUAUAGUUAAGAAAGAGAUAGAAGCAUGAAACUCAACUUCAAAAAAAUGAUGUAUGUAAAAGUUCUGAUUAUGGUAAUAGCGAUAUGGUUCGUACCCAUGACCUACAGUAAUGGAGCCGAAGCACCCGCUGGUGAUGUAGCCGAGGCACCCGUAGCCAAUGCAUUCAACAAUGAUUGGUAUGACGCACGAGCCACAUUUUACGGUGACAUCCAUGGUGGAGACACUCAAAAGAAGAAGGUAGAAGAAAAGAUGACGACGCAGAAGAAAGAGAUGGAAGUGGUGAAGGAUCUCGACUUGGAGAGAUACAUGGGCCGUUGGUACGAGAUUGCUUCUUUCCCUUCCAUUUUUCAGCCCAAGAACGGUGUUGACACUCGCGCCCCCUACACCCUCAACCCUGACGGCACGGUUGAUGUCUUGAACGAGACGUGGAACGGUGGCAAGAGAGCUUUCAUCCAAGGCUCGGCAUACAAGACUGAUCCUAAGAGAGACGAGGCUAAGUUCAAAGUUAAGUUCUACGUCCCUCCUUUCCUCCCUAUCAUUCCUGUCACUGGAGAUUACUGGGUGUUGUAUAUUGAUCCUGAGUACCAGCACGCCGUCAUCGGCCAGGCUUCAAGGAGUUAUCUUUGGAUACUGAGCAGGACGGCGCAUGUGGAAAAGACCGCAGAACAGGAAGCUAGAAUCAGUGAGGAAGCCAAGGUGUUUGGCACAGUGGCGCAUGUCCAUCCUAUGCUCCUGACGACACCAAGGAUCAAAUGCUAA
Brassica oleracea var. oleracea is the source of this 767-nucleotide messenger RNA. RefSeq names its product outer membrane lipoprotein Blc-like. Lineage: Eukaryota; Viridiplantae; Streptophyta; Magnoliopsida; Brassicales; Brassicaceae. The transcript is spliced from 3 exons. Bases 33 to 767 code for a protein of 244 amino acids. The record is from RefSeq and is a predicted model, not a curated record.